Molecule: messenger RNA, 1038 nt
Organism: Puccinia triticina
Lineage: Eukaryota; Fungi; Basidiomycota; Pucciniomycetes; Pucciniales; Pucciniaceae
Exons: 9
Coding region: 1-1038 (345 amino acids)
Biological process (GO): carbohydrate metabolic process
Molecular function (GO): hydrolase activity, acting on carbon-nitrogen (but not peptide) bonds
Source: RefSeq, a predicted model, not a curated record
AUGAACCUUUGGAUACUUCUCUCGCUAAUCCUACUCCCAGCAGCAGUCUUCAGUAUUGAAGUUGUGACUCUACCUUCACAUACAGAAAAUCAACCAGAGAAACAUCAAGAGCAACGACAGAAGACCUCUCCACCAAUUUUUGAUAACACACAUGCUAACCACCCUCAACCUUCGAAUCACUCACGAGCCGUUGGAAACCGCCCUGCCCAUGCUCAUUCGGGCUUGAAGGUCUACCACACUUGCAGUCUAUCUAAAUCUUUCUCACUAACAUUCGACGAUGGCCCAACAGAAUUCAGCGCGAAAUUAGAUAAAACUUUGGAAAAGGCUAACCUCAGGGGGACGUUCUUCAUAAACGGGAAUAAUUUUGAUUGUGUCUAUGAUCGCAGUGACGUGUUGAUAGAAAGGUUCAAAAAAGGCCACUUGAUUGGGAGCCAUACUUGGUCUCAUGUUCAUUUAACCGAAGGUACCUACAAGCAAAUCGAUCACCAAAUUGAAUUGAUCGAACGAGCUAUGAUCAAAAUUUUGGGAGUCAAGCCGCUAUUCUUCAGACCCCCCUAUGGUGAAUAUAACGAUGAUGUGAUCAAGGUUUUAAGGGCAAGAGGCUACAAGGGCUUAAUUCUUUGGUCAGAAGAUUCACAAGACAGCCUAGAAUCUCCACCCAGCUCAUCUGAAAUUAUUCAAAAUUAUCAAUCUUACCCUGACAAAACCGUAGUGUUGAGCCAUGAAACUCACAAGUUUAUGAUUGAUGAGGUUGUUCCGGGUGUGAUCCCGAAACUAAAGGCGAAGGGGUUCAAGUUGCUACCGGUUGCUGAUUGCUUAGAAUUGGGCUCCACCCCUAAUGAAUGGUACGAAAUCGUCCAAAUGCCGGGCUCCAGGGAUGAUUCAUGGACUUGUGAUGCGAAGACGGUUAACCGACCUCACUUGAUUUCUAAUGGCAAAAUUCGGACUGAUGUUGUGGAGGUGCCGCUUGUCGACGACGAGCAAUGUCGGUUGUACACUGGUGUCUGUAACCGAGAGGACAGCGGCAUCAAUUUGUAA